AUGUUAGGCAGACCUCGGAUAUUGGGACAUCCUCUGGUCCACAACAUGUUUGAAGAAAGGAAGAAGAAUUUGUCAACAAAAGCAUCGCCACUGUUUAUGUUGUGUUGCAACAAUGGGAAGAUCAAGUUGCCGGAGAAUAAGUUGCCACCAAAAGGUAUAUUUGAUCUCUUUUUCGACAAUGACGAAUUAUCAAAAGAAUUUUUACACAACAUUAGGACCUACAACAACAUGUUCUGCUUCACAUCCAUGGGAGGAAAAAUUGACAAGAACGUGAACAAGGGGGGAGCACCUCCAAUUUUUCUAUUAAGUGGUCAAAACUAUCACCUAAUGGGCACUCUACUUCCAGAACAAGGCAAAGAACCUCAUUUUGCCCAGUUAUACAUAUACGACACGGCAAAUGAAAAGAUCAACCGUAUAAAUGCUGUGAGGGGUAGUGGUGAGCAAGAUGACAUUCAUGUAGAAAUAGUGAAUGCCAUUCAGAAAGACCUCGAUGAAAAUAAUGUUUUGGUUAAGUCUUUUCGGAUGGCUAUGUCUGAGUUGGAUAUUAAUCCAUCCGCCGAAGUCAAAAUAAAGUUGUUGGGAAAAAGAACUAGAGAUGCGAGGACAUAUAAUCUGCCGCAAGUUUCUGAAGUAGCAGCUUUAAUUGUGGGAGAUCUGGAUACCAGUAUUGGAGAGCGUGAUAUUAUUGUUCAAUCAAAGGGUGGCCACCUACAGAGGAUAAGUGAAUUAAAUCCUCCAUACUUACCACUGCAAUACCCUAUUUUGUUUCCAUAUGGCGAAGACGGUUAUCGGGAAGACAUUGCAUUCGCGGGCGUAGUAGGCAAGAGCUCUUCAGGUGGUAGACAGAGGAUUAGUCCCAGGGAGUUUUUUUGCUACCGCAUACAGUCUAGACAGUCAGCUCCGAGUACCAUAUUAUUUGCAAAGCGGUUGUUCCAACAGUUUGUUGUAGAUGGCUACAAAAUGGUUGAGUCUGGAAGACUAAUUUAUAUAAGGACACACCAAAAAAGCCUAAGGUGUGAGAGUUAUAGUGGAUUGACUGAUGCUUUGACAAGGGGUGAAUUAAGCCCUGCAGCCCAAGGUCGCAGAAUAAUACUACCUUCAAGUUUUACGGGUGGUGCUAGAUACAUGAUACAAAACUACCAAGAUGCAAUGGCAAUAUGUAGAUGGAUUGGAUACCCAGAUUUAUUUAUAACUUUUACAUGCAAUCCGAAGUUUCCUGAGGUGCAACGUUUUUUAAAAGAUCAAAGGUUGAAGCCAGAAGAUCGGCCGGACAUAAUUUGCCGGUUAUUCAAGAUUAAGUUGGAUGCUUUGAUAGCUGAUUGUCGAAAGAAUAAACUAUUUGGCCCUGUGGCUGGAGAUAAUAUUUUCAUAUAUACAAUUGAGUUUCAAAAGCGAGGUCUUCCGCAUGCUCAUAUAUUACUUUUUUUGGAGAAAAGUAAAGAAGUUAGGCAAGUUCUUACUCUAGACAACAUAAUUUGCGCAGAGAUUCCAGAUGAAAAGAAAGAUGCAGAGUAUUACCAAGCGGUAGAGGAAUUUAUGAUGCAUGGUCCAUGUGGAAAAGCGAGGGCCAAUUCUCCAUGUAUGGUAAAUGCGCGAUGCUCUAAACAUUUUCCUAAGAGAUUUGUUGAGAGUUCUACAUUUGAUGACGAUGGUUACCCGAUAUAUAGAAGGACAGACAAUGGCAGUGUAAUUACAAAGAACGGGAUCGCCUUGGACAACAGGUACAUAUCCCCGUGUGAAGCGGUUUGGCGUCUGUUUGGUUUUGAUAUACAACUUCGGGCGCCUUCAGUGGAAAGGUUAAGCUUUCACCUUCCUAAUCAACAGAGUGUGAUAUUUGCAGAUGAUGAUGCUGUUGAGAACAUUGUGAAUAGACCUACUAUUGCACAGAGCAUGUUUUUGGAAUGGUUUGAAGCAAAUAAAACAUACCCCGAUGCGAGAGAACUUACUUAUGUUGAGAUGCCAACAAGAUUUGUUUGGAAGAAAGACCUUAGAAAAUGGCAGCCACGAAAGAAAGGGUUCUCAAUAGGACGUAUAUUCUAUGUCCCGCCAGCUACUGGUGAAAUUUUCUAUUUGAGGUGUUUGCUGAACAAAAUCCGUGGCCCUAAAAGUUAUGAAGAUAUUAGGACUGUAAAUGGGGUGCAAUAUGACUCAUUCCGAGAUGCGUGUUAUGCAAGGUGUUUAGUUGAUGAUGAUAACGAAUAUGUUGAUGCAAUAGAUGAAGCCAGUCAUUGGGCGUCAGCAGAUCAAUUGAGGAGAUUGUUUGUGACAUUGCUAAUGAGCAGUUGCAUGGGGAAACCGGAAAUAGUUUGGCAUGCUGUGUGGCAACAUCUAUCAGACGAUGCACAAUUCAACGUCCGUAGACAACUGCAGAACAGAGAUUUUGUGUUGACCGAUUCGCACAAAAUGAACUUUGCCUUAGUAGAGAUUGAGAAGCUAUUAUCUACUCAUGGUAAGAGUUUGAAGGACUAUCCUGAAAUGCCAACGGUAAAUUUUCGUGCCUUAAACGUUAUUGCAAAUAGAUUUAUUCAAGAAGAAUUAGCAUACGAUUGUGGCGAACAGGAGAAAGAGAAUCAAGAAUUGGUAAGGCAGUUAACAGACGAAGUGUUAACUGACAUUGAUCGCCAGGAAGGGGGGUUAUUCUUCGUUUAUGGUUAUGGAGGGACCGGUAAGACUUUCUUGUGGCGAGCACUUUCUUCCGCAUUAAGGUCUAAGAGUCAAAUAGUGUUAAAUGUUGCUUCUAGCGGUAUAGCUUCGCUUUUAUUACCUGGUGGGAGGACGUCACAUUCUCGGUUUGCUAUACCGAUAUCUGUUAAUGAAGAUUCCACAUGCAACAUACGUAACGGAAGUGAACUGGCGGAACUUCUGGUGCAAACAAAGUUGAUAAUAUGGGAUGAAACCCCAAUGAUGCAUAAAUUCUGCUUUGAAGCCCUUGAUCGAACUAUGCGGGAUUUGAUGCGCUUCAUAAAUCCAAUGAGUUCUGAUAUGACAUUCGGUGGUAAAACAGUUGUUUUGGGGGGCGAUUUUAGGCAAAUUUUACCAGUCAUUCCAAAGGGUACUAGACCAGAUAUAGUUCGAGCGAGCAUUAGCUCAUCCUAUCUCUGGAAAUCCUAUAAAGUCCUAAGGCUGACUAAGAAUCUACGUUUGAAAAGUGUUCAAUCAGAAAAAGAGUGCAAGGAGAUCGAGGAAUUUGCAAAAUGGAUAGCUAAUAUAGGUGACGGAAUUAUUGGGUGUCAACUUGAUAGGGAGUCCGAGAUUACUGUUCCAGAAGAUUUGUUGUUGAAGUGCGAAGAUAACCCUAUUGCUACAAUUGUUGAUAGCACUUUCCCUAAUUUCCGACUGGGAAUUGCAGAUUUGUCAUAUCUUAAUCAUAGUGCAAUUUUAGCUCCAACAUUGGAUGUGGUAGAUGUCGUUAACCAAUACAUGAAUGAUCAUAAUCCGGCUGAGGGUAAGACAUACUUGAGUUGUGAUUCUGUGUGUAAGUCAGAUGCCAAUGUUGACAUGUUAGCGGAUUUGCACACUCCAGAAUUCUUGAAUUCCUUGAGAUGUUCUGGAGUACCAAAUCAUGCUUUGACAUUGAAAGUUGGAUCACCUGUUAUGCUAUUGCGAAAUAUUGAUCACACACUAGGAUUAUGCAAUGGUACAAGGUUGAUUGUUACAAGGUUAGCUGACCAUGUGUUGGAAGGCCAAAUCAUGUGCGGUACAAAUGCAGGAACCAGAGUAUUGAUUCCUAGGAUGUGA
Molecule: messenger RNA, 3738 nt
Organism: Ipomoea nil (Japanese morning glory)
Lineage: Eukaryota; Viridiplantae; Streptophyta; Magnoliopsida; Solanales; Convolvulaceae
Exons: 6
Coding region: 1-3738 (1245 amino acids)
Biological process (GO): DNA repair; telomere maintenance
Molecular function (GO): DNA helicase activity
Source: RefSeq, a predicted model, not a curated record